GACGUGCCGCCAUGUUUAUUGGUGAUUGUGGUGUGUAAUGGAAAAAUGUAAACGUGAUGAAGCAUAUGAAGUUGUAUUAUAGAUCGACAGUUAUGGUUUGAAAUACUUUAUAUCCAUGCAUUAAUCCAUGUCAUUUUAUUAUAAAAUUGUAUAACAAAAUGGAUAGAAGGCCUCCUCGUAGUAAAAGACAAAAACCUUGCAGUCCAGGGCCAUACGAUCCACAAAAUCAGAGUAUUUUUGGAAAAGUUGCGUCUAAAGUAAAAGGAUUGCUGAAUCCAUCUUGGCUUUUUAAUGUUACUCAGUGGAUUGGUGCCAGCAAUGAAAAGCCUGGUUGUUCUACAGACCAUAUUGACGAUACUCCGGAACAAGAAUUUGUUCCAGAAUUACGUGGAAGUAAAAGACUACGGUUAAAUUUAGAUGAAUCCAGACCAUCUAUUCUAAGUACAGAGACUCAAACAUGGCUGGAAUCACCACCUAAUAUGUACAUUUCUUCACAUGUGCCUGCCAGUGCUUCUCAAAGCUCAUUGGUUGAGAACAAAGAGUCAACUGUAGCAAUGAAUGGAGAUGAUCACUCGGAAAAUAGUGAAGGAUCAGCAUCUACUAGUGGUUGCUCUUCUCUUGUAUCUUCACAUAAAGGCAGAUUAAGUAGCCUUCCAUCUAGUAAUAACAGAUUUGGGGGAAAUGCUCUUGGUAGCUUGAGAGGGGAUAGUAUUGGCUUGAAAGACAUGAGAAGGAUAGCAUCUCCAAAAGGAGAUAUGAGUAACAGAAGUUUGUGGUCAAGUCCUUUUAACUCAAGAUUACAGAGACGUACUCCUACUAUUGCGCAAAGCAAUCAACCAUCUUUCAAUUUAAGCACUUUCUCAGGACCAUCAAAAUUAAUGCCUGGAAAUGACAGAAAAAUAACCUCUCCUUUUUACGAAGGGAAAACUACAUUUGGAGGUGCAUCCUCUACUCGAAAAAUGCCGCCUAGUGUAGUUCCAUAUCAGGUUGAUAAAUCGGCGAGAAAUCAGUUGAGAAUACGUGAACAUCAUUCUGAAGAUAGCUUAGAAGGUAUGAGUUCAGCAGCUAAAAGGAUAUUACUGACGUUGGAGAAGAUGUCUUCACCAGUUAUGGAUGCUAAGAAAAUUCCUAACAGUAACAAAUCACCUGUGGAUUUAUCCUUAUAUUUGGCUCCACCAAAGCAUCACAGAAAUUGUCAGUUCACACCGUCAAUUCCUACAAAAGGGCCUCCCAUUGUAAAUAUAAACACUCUUGCAAAAUUGACGACUCUGAAAAAUUCUGGUUUUAAAAGGCUGAAUUCAUCUAUGGAAAUUCCAGUGUCAUUACCUGAGAGCCCAGCAACAACCAGUUUAGACAGAGUGAAAUUUAGUCUUGCAAAUAUUGUUGUUCCAUCACAAGCAAGUAAUCCAGCUGCUACAAAUCUCCCUCUGUUGACGUCUAAAAGUUUUAUGGAACAGGAAAUCCCAUCAUCUUCUCCUCAUCAAGGCAGUUUUAGAUCAACAGAUUUUUUUCAAAGUUGUAAUCCUGAUGGAGGAUCGAAAGGUGGUGGUGGUGGUAAAAUGAAAAACAAGUUGAAUCAAAUGCAUCAUUCCUCUAAAAAUAAUGAACCACAGAUGCCAAAUUCACCUGGUCUUGAAAUAGAUAGUAGUAAAUUUGUGCCCUUGUCCAUAACAAAAUUGCCAACCAUAAGUUUUGGUUCCAACAAAGACAAAUUAGAUGAAGUUAGUUGCAAUUCUACAAACUUCACUUUUUCAAGUCCAAUCAAUGUCAAUCCAACUUCUACCUCGUUAUCUGUGUUACCAAAUUCUGUUGUUAGCUCUAAAGAAAAGAAUGAAGACACUCUUGCAAAGGCUUUUGUUUUUUCAAAACCAAUAGAUGUUUUAUCAAGCUCUAAUUUACCAGUUUCAGAAUCUUGUGUUGUAUUUAAUAACAUUGCAAAAACAAAAGCUGAUUCAAUCUCUGCUGUCAGCGAAUCUUCUGUUGUUAGUUCUAAAGAAAGGAAUGAGGGUCCUAAUGCUAAGUCUUUUGUCUUUUCAAAGCCAAUAGAUGAUUUAUCAAACUCUUGUUUACCAGUUUCAGAAUCAUGUGUUGUAUUUAAUAACAUUGCGAAUGUCAGUGAGUCUUCUACACCCAAAGAAGUUAUUACUCAGACCACUUCUUCUAAAGUGUCAUCUGAUUGGACAUGCCCUGAAUGCUGGAUCAAGAAUCCAUCUUCUAAACCUAAAUGUAUGGCAUGCGAAACUGUUAGAGUGAGUGGAAACAAUAAGAAUUCUGAUGGUAUUACUGAGGCUGCUUCUUCUAAGGUGUCAUCUGAUUGGACAUGCUCUGAAUGCUGGAUCAAGAAUCCAUCUUCUACCCUUAAAUGUAUGGCAUGCGAAGCUGUUAAAGUGAAUGGAAAGAAAACGAAUUCUGAUGGUAUUACUCAAGCAGACUCUUCUAAGGUGUCAUCUGAUUGGACAUGCCCUGAAUGCUGGAUAAAGAAUCCAUCUUCUAAACUUAAAUGUCUGGCAUGUGAAACUGUUAAAGUGAAUGGGAGCAAUAAGAAUUCUGAUGCUCCCAAAAGUUCAACAAAUUUCAAGUUCACUUCUCCUGUACAGAGCUCUCCUAUAACUUUCAAGUUUGGCUCAACAACUUCUGCUACAGAAAUAAGUAAAACAGAUUCAAUACCUAGUGUGUCCACUUCUGGUUUUAUUUUUUCAAGUCCUGUCAUGACUGGCAUUAAAAAAACUUCAGAAGGUUUCUGUUUUGGCAUCUCAAAAGACACCAUUGGUAACUCUGCUGUUACUUUUGGUGACUCUAGUCUACCUGUUUCAAAUUCUGAACUAAUAAAAACAUCCAACAGUAAGUCUGAACUAAUAAAGACAUCCAGCAGUACGUCUGAGCUAACAAAGACAUCCAGCACUAACCCUGAACUAAUUAAGACAUCCAGUACUAUCUCUGGACUAAUAAAGACAUACAGCACUACUCCUGUACAGAGCUCCCCCAUAACUUUCAAGUUUGGCUCAACAACUGCUACAGAAACAAAUCAAAAAGAUCAAAUGCCUAGUGUGUCUUCUGGUUUUAAUUUUUCAAGUCCUGUUAUAACAGACACUAAAAAAACUUCAGAAGGCUUUAACUUUGGCUUGUCAAAAGAUACCAUUGGUAACUCUGCAGUUACUUUUGGUGGCUCUAGUCUACCUGUUUUAAAUUCUGAACUGAUAAAGACAUCCAGCACUAAGUCUACAUUACCUCUGAGUGAAGAGAAAAAAGAAUCGAAAGUAACUUCUGAAUCCAACGUUAUUCCUGCUUCCAAUACUGUGAACAAUUUUUCUUUUGGAAAGACAACAACAUCAUCCUCUUUAUCUGCAACUGCUCUAACAUUCUCUUUAGCUCCUACGUCAUCUGUUAGCAACAGUAACAAAUUUACAUUUGGGACUACUUCAAAUUCAGAUCAGACAGUUAAAACAUCAGAUGUUAAAACAUCAACAAGUUUCCAAUUACCUCCAGUUGUACCAAGCUCUACCAUGAACUUCAAAUUUGGCUCAACAACAUCUAAUGCAGAGACAAAACCAAGUCUUUCAGAAUCUGCUGUGUCUUCUUCCAACUUCAAUUUCUCAAGUCCAGUCACUACUGAAACUAAAAAACCUUUGGAAGGUUUUAGUUUUGGUGUAUCAAAAGGAAGUACUACUAUCACUCCAGUUACUUCUUCUAUGUCUUUUAAAGCAUCAGAUUUGAAAACAUCAACAAGUUUCCUAUUACCUCCAGUUGCACAGAACUCUACCAUGAACUUUAAAUUUGGCUCAGCAACAUGUGCUGCAGAAACAAAACCAAGUCUUUCAGAAUCUUCUGUGUCUUCUUCCAAUUUCAAUUUCUCAAGUCCUGUCACUAAUGAAACUAAAAAACCUUCCGAAGGUUUUAGUUUUGGUGUAUCAAAAGGAAGUACUGCUGUCACUCCAGUUACUUCUACUGUGUCCUUUAAACCAUCAGGUGCUGUUCCAUCUACAAAUCCUUCAUUUACAGGAUUUCAACCUAGUCAAGCAGUUAACCCGACUUUCCAGUUUGGUAAUCAAUCAUCUAGGAACUCGACAGUUUCGCAAUCAGAUUCAGCUUUUGGAUCUGCUUCUUCUAAUUUUACAUUUGGUGUUAAAAGUGAACCAACCAAUCAGAUGCCUAACCAAACACCACAGGCAUCAGCACCUCCCAGUUUUGGUGGUGUGUCGAUGCAACCAGCCCCAGUCAUUGGCAGUACAUCUGUUCCAACUGUUCCAGUUUUUGGCAGAUCUGAACAGUCAUCAGGCGGAUUCAAUUUCAAUGUUCCACCUGCUUCAUCUGCUCCAUCAAACCAAGUUUUCCGCUUUGGUUCUCUUUUUGGCAAUCAAACAUCAGGAAAUUCUGCUGCUUCACAACCUGCUCCAGCAUUUGGCUCCAUGCCUACUACUUUCAAUUUUGGAGCCAAAACUAAAGCUACUAAUCAGACACCUAACCAAGCACCUCAAGCACCAACACCUUCUCCUUUUGGUAUUGCACCAAUUCCUCCAAUGGUUGAAAAUGUAUCUGUCCCAGCUUUUGGCAGAUCAGGACAGCAAUCAACAGGUGGAUUCAACUUUGGUUCAUCUGCUCCAGCAAACCCGGUUUUCCAAUUUGGUGGACCUGAAAAGAAACAAGCAACAACAUCUGGUGGAUUUUCUUUCGGAACUCCACAAGCAGAAGUGGCGAAUUCCUUUCAGGCAGGUUUUAAUGUAAACACUCCUCCUAGUUUCAAUUUUGGGGCUACUUCAACACCAGCUGGGCCAUUUCAGUUUGCAGCAAGUAAUGAGAAUGCUGCUUCUAGCCAAGCAUCAGCGCCUCGUAAAUAUAAGAAAGCCGUGAGAAGAGUCUUGAGGAAACAAGAUUGAGUGUUGUUAUUAAAUAGUGACUUCUUGUGAAAGUAUCAUAGUUGGUGACCACUUCACUCCAGCAUCUGCAUUGAAUUGUGAGUUGCUCAUCUGUCAGUGAAGAAAAAAAAGUGAAGACAGGGCUGCCACUGGUGACUAAAAAAAAAUGACUAAAGUGACCAUUUCAAAGAGAAGGCGACUAUGGCACCUUUUUUUAGCAGAAAUGGAAGCUAAAACCAAUAUUUUGCUGUGACUUGUAAUAUAAAUGGCGACUAAAAUGUAAAACAGACCCAUUAUUUCUCUUUUUUAUCCCUUAAGAGUGAGGGUAAUUGAGGAAAAAUUGAAAAUUCGCUUAAAUCUUGACCUUUAUAUUCCAGAAAAAAUCGAGAAUGCUUUGCCUCGUUGAUCGCGAUUUUUGUAAAGAACUCUUUUUUUGCGAUUUUUGUACAGUUUGUUUUCGCAACUACGAUUUUUGUCAACUGCUGUUUUUAUUCUGAAUGAAUGUCAAUAAAGUUUUACUUUUUAA
Uloborus diversus is the source of this 5379-nucleotide messenger RNA. RefSeq names its product nuclear pore complex protein Nup153-like. The coding region runs from base 159 to 4874 and encodes 1571 amino acids. Gene Ontology annotation, cellular component: nuclear pore. Gene Ontology annotation, molecular function: structural constituent of nuclear pore. NCBI's taxonomy places the organism in Eukaryota, Metazoa, Arthropoda, Arachnida, Araneae, Uloboridae. Gene Ontology annotation, biological process: RNA export from nucleus; protein import into nucleus. The record is from RefSeq and is a predicted model, not a curated record. The transcript has 26 exons.